GAGCCUUUUUUUCCCUGCAACUUUUAUUUGCAAUUUAAUGGCCCUAAGGCCCUUCCAUUACAACUUCUCGCGCGAUAGAUUGCUUCUUCUCCUCCGCUCCUCUCUUUCCCAUUCCUUUCCCUCUCCUCCUAUCCGCUCUCCCAACUUCCCCAUAACUUUUCCACCAGCUUCCGCCUUCCACCACUUCGCCACCGCCCCUCUUGCUCGCUCUCCGCCGCCGCCGCCCCUCGACGCCAUGGCGCAGAAAUUCGGAAAGUCCACGCGCCGCCCCGGCGCCUCCUCCAAGGCCAGGGUUUACGCGGAUGUCAACGUUGUUCGCCCUAAGGAAUAUUGGGACUACGAGUCCCUAAACGUCCAGUGGGGGGAGCAAGAUGAUUACGAGGUGGUGAGGAAGGUCGGUAGGGGGAAAUACAGUGAGGUGUUCGAAGGCGUUCACUGCACUGAUGGUGAGAAAUGUGUCAUUAAGAUUCUGAAACCCGUGAAGAAGAAGAAGAUCAAGAGGGAAAUCAAAAUAUUACAGAAUCUUUGUGGAGGGCCUAAUAUUGUAAAGUUGCUUGACAUUGUUAGAGAUCAGCAGUCAAAGACCCCAAGUCUUAUAUUUGAAUAUGUCAAUAACACUGAUUUUAAAGUGCUCUAUCCAACAUUGUCAGACUAUGAUAUUCGAUAUUACAUUUUUGAACUUCUGAAGGCACUGGAUUAUUGCCAUUCACAAGGAAUCAUGCAUCGGGAUGUGAAACCACAUAAUGUAAUGAUUGAUCAUGAGCAGCGUAAGCUUCGCCUUAUAGAUUGGGGACUUGCAGAGUUCUAUCAUCCUGGAAAAGAGUAUAAUGUUCGUGUGGCUUCAAGAUAUUUCAAAGGUCCUGAGCUUCUUGUUGAUCUUCAAGACUAUGAUUACUCUCUAGAUUUGUGGAGUCUUGGUUGUAUGUUCGCUGGGAUGAUAUUUCGUAAGGAGCCAUUCUUUUAUGGACAUGAUAACUAUGAUCAACUGGUCAAAAUAGCUAAGGUGCUUGGGACAGAUGAAUUAAGUGCCUAUUUGGAUAAGUAUCGAAUAGAGUUGGACCCACAUCUUGCGGCACUAAUUGGGAGGCAUAGCCGUAAGCCUUGGGCAAAGUUUAUUAAUGUAGACAAUCAUCACUUGGCUGUUCCUGAGGCUGUUGACUUUGUUGACAAGUUAUUACGUUAUGAUCACCAAGAACGUCCCACUGCAAAAGAAGCCAUGGCCCAUCCAUACUUCAAUCCAGUCAGAAAUGCAGAAACUAGUAGAACUCGUACGCACUGAGUUGUUGAUGUUUGUUGAGAUAUGGUGUCCGUUCUUGGAAGGGGGGCCUUCAACAAAUUAUCUGAACUGUUAUUUCUGGCGGAACUUGCUUUUAGGAGCUUCGGUCCUUGUUCUGUUGUAAAACUCAGUUUGAUCGGUUCUCUCUACCUAAUCGUCUUAAUUCUGGAUUUCAAAUUAUUUUUUGGGUGGAAAAUUCAGUUCUAAAAA
This is a messenger RNA of Vigna umbellata (rice bean), 1486 nucleotides long. Its product is annotated as casein kinase II subunit alpha-like. Gene Ontology annotation, cellular component: protein kinase CK2 complex; cytosol; nucleus. Gene Ontology annotation, molecular function: protein serine/threonine kinase activity; ATP binding. Lineage: Eukaryota; Viridiplantae; Streptophyta; Magnoliopsida; Fabales; Fabaceae. Gene Ontology annotation, biological process: peptidyl-threonine phosphorylation; regulation of cell cycle; peptidyl-serine phosphorylation. The record is from RefSeq and is a predicted model, not a curated record.